AUGAUUAUAUUGCAUGAGUACCCCAUUAGCAUGGUUGAUUACUAUGGCUUCAGGAAGUACUCUAAGACUUUACAACCUGGUUUUAAAGUACCGUGUCGUACCACUACUAGGAAGGAUAUAAUGAAGAGAUAUGAGGAUGAGAAGGACAAUAUUCUAGCUUUGUUGAGGAAAGUCAAAAGUCGAAUUUCAUUAACUACGGACAUGUGGAUUGCAAGUAAUCAAAGGAAAGGCUAUAUGGCAGUCACUUCACAUUUCAUUGAUAAUGCGUGGAAGUUGCAAAGUCGAAUCAUAAGGUUUCUUUAUGUCCCUGCCCCACAUAAUGUCGAGGUUCUUGCCGAUGCAUUAAAACAAUGCAUUCAAUCAUGGAACUUGGAUUUGAGAUUGGCAUCUAUCACAGUAGAUAAUUGUACGACUAAUGAUGCUAUGAUGGACAUCAUAAAGGACUAUUUCCCAUAUGGUUCUCUACUUUUGGAUGGUGAGUUCUUACAUAUGCAUUGCUGUGCACAUAUACUUAAUCUAAUUGUUCAAGAUGGAUUAAAUGCUGUAGUGUAUGAUGGAGUUAAUCGAAUAAGGGAAAAUGUUGGGUUCUGGACUGGUUCUGAUAAGAGAGUGCAAAAGUUUGAAGGUGUAUCUAAUCAAUUAGCCUCCGGUUACAAAAGGAAAUUAACCCUUGAUUGUAAAAUUCGUUGGAAUUCAACAUAUGAAAUGCUUUGUGUUGCUAUUAGUUAUAAGGAAGUGUUUGCUGUUUUAAGUGGUCGAGAUAAACUAUACAAAAACCCACCAACUCCUGAAGAUUGGGAAAAAGUUGGGAAAAUAUGUGAGUUAUUGGAAGUGUUUGCUAAACUUACCCUUGAUUUCUCUGCCUCAAAAACUCCUACGGCUAAUAUUUACUUUUCUAAAAUUUGCAAACUUAAAAUUACUCUAUCUACUUGGCUUUCAUCUCCAUAUGAUUAUGUUGUGAAGAUGGAGGAAGUAAUGUUAGAGAAAUAUAAGAAAUAUUGGGAUAGUAUGAAUGGUUUGAUGGGAGUUGCAACUAUACUUGAUCCUAGGUAUAAAAUGGCUCUUAUUCGAUUUUAUUUUGCAAAGUUAUUUGAUAAAUAUAAGUAUGAUAGAGAGGUUAGUAGAAUUAGCAAUCUAUUAAGGAGAUUAGUGAUGAUUAUGAGUCUAGGAGUGAGAGUACUCAAAGUAAGAGGCAACUACCUUCCAAUUUAGCAAGUAGUGGGAGUUCUUGUGAUGAUGUUGAUAUGGAAGAGUUUGCACAAUUUCUAGAGCGAGACAAAAAUCAAACUUAUGAAAAAUCUGAUUUGGACAAGUAUUUGAAAAAUGCUAACAUACCACUUGAAGAUAAUUUUGGUAUUCUAAAUUGGUGGAAAACAAAUGGAAGCACAUAUCCCGUUCUUCAACAAGUAGCACGGGAUAUUUUGAGUAUUCCUAUUUCUACGGUUCUAUCCGAAUCAGCUUUUAGCACAAGUGGUAGAGUUCUUGAUCCUUAUCGUAGUCGACUACUAACUCAAGUCGUUGAAGCUUUAAUGUGUUCUCAAAAUUGUAUUUGGGCUGCCCUCAAAAGUAAGCAUUAAUCCUAUCAAUAUUGUGUAAUUUUUAUGCAUUGAUAAAUUUUGGUUAUAAAAACAUUUGUAUUUGCAGAUUGUGGAGAAUUUAAGGACAAAGAUUUUGCUAAAAUUGUUGGAGAGUUGGAAGAAGAAUGCGAAAUGAAAUUUGAUAGUGAUGAGAUUAAUCUGGAUUGAUUUACUUUAGAUGAUUUUGAGUUGAUGUUGAAACUUAAAAUACUUUUGUAUUAGACAUGUAUAUUUGUUUGAGACUUUGAUUAUGUGUUUGUUUGAGACUUCGGAUAUAUGUUUGUUUGAAUUGAGACUUUGGAUAUGUGUUUUUGUUUGAGACUUUGGAGUUUGGAUAUGUUUUAUGGGUUUUAAGGCCCAAAUAAUUGAAUAUAAAUAUGCGACACAGAUGGGUAUUAAGCGGGGAUUUGACGGGUGGUGGGGCGGGUAAAAUGGGUAUUAGACGGGGAUGGAUACCCAGAUGGGUGGGGGGGGCGGGGAUGGUAUUAGGUACAAACCCAUCGGGGCGGGGAUGGGGAAAAAAUUUAUACCCGCCGCGGGGAUGGGGAUGGGGAUGGGAAUUGAUUUACCAGAUGGGGAUGGGGAUGGUAACGCCAAUACCCGCCCCGCCCCGUCCCGUUUGCAUCCCUACUUGGCUUACCUAUUUCAAGUACACAAACUCUUGUAUGAGACGGUCUUACCGUAAGAAAAGUAGCUCUUUUAGAUAUUAAGAAAAGCGCAUC
This is a messenger RNA of Amaranthus tricolor (Joseph's coat), 2299 nucleotides long. Its product is annotated as zinc finger BED domain-containing protein RICESLEEPER 2-like. Gene Ontology annotation, molecular function: DNA binding. The transcript has 2 exons. The record is from RefSeq and is a predicted model, not a curated record. Lineage: Eukaryota; Viridiplantae; Streptophyta; Magnoliopsida; Caryophyllales; Amaranthaceae. The coding region runs from base 1 to 1212 and encodes 403 amino acids.